Molecule: messenger RNA, 587 nt
Organism: Rana temporaria (common frog)
Lineage: Eukaryota; Metazoa; Chordata; Amphibia; Anura; Ranidae
Gene: HINT1
Product: histidine triad nucleotide binding protein 1
Exons: 3
Coding region: 10-420 (136 amino acids)
Biological process (GO): purine ribonucleotide catabolic process
Cellular component (GO): cytoplasm; nucleus
Molecular function (GO): hydrolase activity
Source: RefSeq, a predicted model, not a curated record
CAUGUGUAUAUGUCCCGCCCCCUACGGUGUGCUGCAGCCAUGGCGGAUGAGAUCAGCAAAGCACAGAGCGCCCAGCCCGGGGGAGACACGAUCUUCGGGAAGAUCAUCCGCAAAGAGAUUCCAGCCAAAGUCUUCUAUGAGGAUGAGCAAUGUAUCGCCUUCCAUGAUAUCUCUCCGCAAGCUCCAGUACAUUUCCUAGUGGUGCCUAAGAAGGCUAUUAGCCGUUUAUCUGAAGCGGAUCCUGCUGAUGAAGCUCUACUAGGACAUCUGAUGAUUGUUGGCAAGAAAUGUGCUGCCGAUCUGGGCUUGGAAAAAGGUUUUCGGCUGGUCGUCAAUGAGGGACCAGAUGGUGGUCAGUCUGUGUACCACGUUCACCUGCAUGUUCUUGGCGGACGUCAGCUGGGCUGGCCUCCAGGCUAAUGGGCCGCAAUGCACAUGAUAAAAACAAAGCAAUCUCAAUCUGUCCUGUCAGAAAUGCAGUCUAAUGUCCACCUUUUGGUACAUAAUUACUUGUUCAGACGAGAAUACUUCUGACCUGCUUAACGUGGAAGUAGAGCAUGGCAAAAUAAAAUGAGUUGAUUACUUCA